AUGGUAGAUAUUGGUUGCUUUGGUAAAGACAAUGAUGCUAAUAUAUACAAUCACUCGGUUAUUGGAAAAGGCUUUGCUACAGGCACAUUCAACAUCCCAGAAGCAGAAAAAGUGGGCGACUCUGAAGAACUACCUUAUGUCAUUGUAUCUGAUGAAAUUUUUGGUCUAAAAACCUACCUCAUGAAACCAUAUCCAGGAAAUGGUUUAACUGAGUCCCAAAAGGUAUUUAACUAUCGACUUAGCAGAUGUAGACAAGUUAUUGAAAAUGCAUUCGGCAUAUUAUCUGCACUCUGGAGAAUAUUUCGUCGACCAAUCAAAGCCAAACCAUGUAAUGUUGACAGUAUUGUAAAAGCCUGUAUUUGUUUACACAACUAUUUAAGAUUAACUGAUAAUGCCCACUAUAUUCCACAAGGCUUUGUUGAUACUGAAGAUGGCAAAGGUGAAAUUCUUCCUGGAAAUUGGCGUGCAAUUGUUGAAAAUAAUGCAAGUGGGAUGACUCCACUUCAGCAAAGAGUGAAUAAAUAUGGCAGUGAUGCAAAGGUGACAAGGGAAAGAUUCGAGAAAUAUUUUAACAGCAAAGAAGGUGCAGUUUCAUGGCAAUUAAAACAUGUUAGGAGCUUCGGGGAAGAUUUUGCAACUGCUAUAUACAAAAAAAUAAACUACUAA
Messenger RNA from Paramuricea clavata, 666 nucleotides. NCBI's taxonomy places the organism in Eukaryota, Metazoa, Cnidaria, Anthozoa, Malacalcyonacea, Plexauridae. The record is from the annotation of a GenBank genome assembly.